AAAAAAAAAAUGAUAUAAGAAGUGUCGAACAAAAUGAACUAUUCGAAUAAUUGAACCAAUACACUUGAUGCACUUCACAAUCUAGACUAGUUCCAUACAAUCCAAAUUAUGAACCAGAGAAAAUUCAUCUCCUUUAAAUUUUGAGAGCUGAGAUCCACACUUUAUACGUCUUUUUCUCUCGCCCCAAACUUAUCCCAAAUCUUUCCAUGAGCCGUCUUGCUAGUCCCGAUUAAUCCACCAACUCGAUCAAUGCUCGUACACCUGUCACUCUAUAUCCAAAUUUAAAAUGUUAGAAACGCUAAAUAUUUUACUUAAUUUUUUACAAAAUAUUCACAUUAGAUGGGUUUCACAUGAGGGUGGAUCUCACCCCUUCUUGUGGUUAAAUCUUUGGUAAACUUUUUGUAUGCCUAACAUUGCUCACGGUGCUAAAAUCUUGGAAUCUCAGUAGUAUCAUUUUUUUUUAUUCUGCAGGCUUACAUCUUUAAAAGGAAUGAUUUGUCUCAUGUUGAAAUUUCAACUGGAUCACAUAGUUAAGAUUUUUUACCAACCAAAGUUGAUCAACGGAGUUCUCUUACUAGUCAGAAUUAAUGAAAGGAUUCAACUAGAGCAUGAGUUAGAAUACUGGGCCAAGGAAUUUCACAAUUUCAUUAAAAAAUCAUGUCAUUUGGUCCAUGGUGGGGAAAAUUGCAAUUCUAUGAUCUCUUGCAAGCUUAUCUCAAUUCAUGAUUUGGUGAAUGUAUUCUACAAUUUCUUUAAAUAAAGAUACAGAUUGAGAGAGCUUUAUCCUCUGAAAUUCAAACCUCAAACUAGUUUCUUCUUCAAUAUUUGUUUUUUUUUAAAAAAAAAGGCCAAAAAAAAGAAAGAAAGACAAAAGUGGAUUGAAAAUGAGUGCCCUGCAAGGUAUAUUUUCAAUUGUAGGGGGAAUUGCAGGGAGAAUAGUUGAGCCAGUGAUCCAAUUAGUGGUGCCCCACGUUGGUUUUGUUUUUCAGUACAAGAAGAAGCAGAAGAAACUGGAAGUUGAAAUUAAAAACCUUGAAGAGCAGAGAAAACAAAUUGAAGAAAAAGUUGAUGAAGCUAUUACUCGUGGUGAAGAACUUGAUGAACCUGUUUCAAACUGGCUAAUGGAGGUGGAAGAAAGAGUUCAGAAAAUUAAGGAUGACAAUACAAUUAACGAAAACAUGCAGUGCUUUAAAUUCUCAUGUCCAGAUUACAUCGCGCGCUACCGAAUUAGCAAGGAAGCUGAAAACAAGAUGGAAGAAGUAAAAAAUCUCACUCAGAGUGGCAAUUUUAGCACAGUUGCACAUCCUAAGCCAUUUGCUCAAGAACUUCAAUUCACAUCAUCAAGUACAUAUGCGAAUUUUGAGUCGCGAGAAUUGAUUUUCAAUAACAUCAUGGUGGCAUUACAAGAUUCCGAUGUUAAAAUGAUUGGAGUAUAUGGAACAGGAGGGGUUGGUAAGACAGCAAUGGUUGAAGAGAUUGGCAAACAAGUGAAAAAUGGACUUUUUAAUGAAGUCGUGGUGGCAGUUGUCUCCCAGGAUGCAAAUGUGAGCAAUAUUGAAGGGCAACUCACUGAUCGCUUGAGUCUGAAACUAAACGGGGAAACUGAAGUGGGAAAAGCAAAUGAACUAUGGAAUAGAUUGAACAAUGGGAAGAAAAAUCUCAUUAUAUUGGAUGAUAUUUGGCAAGAAUUGAACUUGAAGACAAUAGGGAUUCCUAUCACUAAUGGAAACAAUUGUUGCAAAGUUGUGAUAACAUCUAGAAUCCGAGGUGUGUUGGAAAAGAUGCAUGUUGAUAGAUACGUUCCAAUGCAAGUAUUAUUAGAGAAAGAAGCAUGGGCCCUAUUCAAGACGAAGGUGGGAAAUUCUGUUGACUUUCCCGAACUCCAUGAUAUAGCUGAUGCAGUCUGUAAAGAGUGUGGAGGCUUGCCGGUCGCUAUACUUGCACUUGGAGCUGCAUUGAAAGAUAAGAAAAAAUAUGUCUGGGAAGAUGUACUCGAUCAAUUCAAAGAUUCCAUGCUAAAGAAUAUUGCGGGAAUCGACCCAAAGGUGUAUGCUUCCUUAAAGUUAAGCUAUGAUCGGUUAGAAUCUAGUGAUGCAAAUUCAUGCUUCUUGCUAUGUUGUUUUUUUCCUGAAGAUGCUAAUAUUUCAAUUGAAGUGUUGGCGAGACACUGCAUAGCGAGAAGUUUGCUUGGACAAAACACAAAUACACUAAAAAGAGCAAGCCGUCGAGUACUUACAGUGGUCGAUAUCCUCAAAGAUGCUUGUUUGUUAUUAGAAGGUAAAGUUGAAAACUUUGUCAAAAUGCAUGAUGUCAUUCGAGAUGUUGCUCUUUCAAUUGCAAAAGAUGAUGGCAAGGAAAUUCUAGUAAAAGAUGGUGUCAAAGAGUGGCCCGAGAAAGAUACAUGUGAAUCUUACUCAGCAAUCUCAUUAAGGUUCGACAACACUCUUGAGCUUCCGGAUGAUUUGCUAUGUCCACAACUCCACACCUUGACCAUACUAUUGAAAUGGACUAUCAAUGCUUUGCUUAAUGUUCCAGAUAGGCUUUUCAGUGGAAUGGAGAAACUUACAAUUUUAGAAUUGGAUAGAAUCUGUAUGUUGCCUCCAUUAUCUCUUGCAAAUUUGGUUAACCUUCGGAUGUUAUUGUUAUCUUGUUGUGAAUUGGGAGACAUAGCUAUACUCAAGGAUCUAAAUAAUAACCUUGAAAUACUUAGCCUUCGAGGUUCUAAUAUCAAGGUUUUGCCAUUAGAAAUAGGACAAUUGACUCGUCUUCGAUUGUUAGAUCUGAAAAAUUGUUACCAGCUCACAGAGAUUCCACAAGGUGUCAUAUCCAAUUUGUCUCACCUAGAAGAAUUGUACAUUUUAGAUGACUUGCGGCUACGGGAGCCCAUAAGAAGCAAAGUGAAUCUUGAUGAGUUGGGGAAAUUGACGCAAUUAACCACUAUACAGAUUCACAUACCAAAUGUCAUGCUAUUGCCCAAGGACUUCUGCUUUGAAAACUUGAUCAGAUUUAAAAUAUCAAUGGGUAUUGGUACGAAUUAUGGUUCUUAUGGAGCUUCUUCAAAGUGGUGUGAACUUGUGGGUGUUUCCUUAAUGGACAAGUUUAUCGUUUUGUUGCGGAGAGCUGAAGAGCUACAUUUGGAAAAAAUUGAAGGUUUACAAGAGGUGCUGCAUGACAGAGGUGAAGAGGGGUCUCUGAUGGAACGUCAUGGACUAAAUCCAUCAGGCUUCUUCGAUAAUUUAAUUAAAUUAACAAUUAAAGAUUGUAGGUUGGAAUAUCUCUUCUCCCUGUCCUGUGCAAGAGGAUUUCCACGACUCCAGACUACAUUUGGAUUAUCAGUUCGAGAUUGUAGGUUGAAAUAUCUCUUCUCCCUGUCCUGUGCAAGAGGAUUUCCACGACUCCAGAGGCUACGAAUACUUGAUUGUGAGAUGAUGGAAGCAAUAGUUGGAAUUGAAGAAGAAAAAGAUGAAGAUGAACUCUCAAGUCAGGUAAUUAAUUUCAGUCAGUUGAAAUAUUUGCGUCUCGAGAAUCUACCCAAGCUCAUAAGCUUCUACCCCAAAGUGGAGAAGAUGUCAACAUAUGAAGGAAAUUCUUCUACCCAAGCACAAUUUUUGUUUAAUGAAAAGGUUACAUUCCCUGCCUUGGAGAGAUUGGAUAUUGAUGGACUAAAAAUGAUAACAGAGAUAUGGGAUAGGAAAUUACUUCCAUCAGAGUCUUUUCGACAAUUGAGAGACUUGACCAUCAGGAGCUGUGAGAAACUGGUGUAUGUCGGUUUGUCCAAUAUGCCCCGACAAUUACCGAAACUAAAAGAACUUGAGGUUAGAUAUUGUCGAGAGCUGAAAGUAAUAGUAUUGAAGAAUGGAGGGGAAGAAGAAGAAAAAGCAGAAAACAACAAUAAUACCAACUCGUUCCUUCAACUAACGAGUUUGAUACUUCAUGGUUUGCGGAGCCUUAAAAGCUUUUUCACCUCUAGAUCUGAAACACAAUCCCUGUUCACUAGCCAGGUUACAUUCCCUGCCUUGGAGAGAUUGGAUAUUGAUGGACUAACAAUGAUAACAGAGAUAUGGGAUAGGAAAUUACUUCCAUCAGAGUCUUUUCGACAAUUGAGAGACUUGACCAUCAGGAGCUGUGAGAAACUGGUGUAUGUCGGUUUGUCCAAUAUGCCCCGACAAUUACCGAAACUAAAAAAUCUUGAGGUUAGAUAUUGUCGGGAGCUGAAAGUAAUAGUAUUGAAGAAUGGGGGGGAAGAAGAAGAAAAAGCAAAAAACAACAAUAAUACCAACUCGUUCCUUCAACUAACGAGUUUGAUGCUUCAUGGUUUGCAGAGCCUCAAGAGCUUUUUCACCUCUAGAUCUGAAACACAAUCCCUCUUCACUAGCCAGGUUACAUUCCCUGCCUUGGAGAGAUUGGAUAUUGAUGGACUAACAAUGAUAACAGAGAUAUGGGAUAGGAAAUUACUUCCAUCAGAGUCUUUUCGACAAUUGAGAGACUUGACCAUCAGGAGCUGUGAGAAACUGGUGUAUGUCGGUUUGUCCAAUAUGCCCCGACAAUUACCGAAACUAAAAGAACUUGAGGUUAGCUAUUGUCGGGAGCUGAAAGUAAUAGUAUUGAAGAAUGGGGGGGAAGAAGAAGAAAAAGCAGAAAACAACAAUAAUACCAACUCGUUCCUUCAACUAACGAGUUUGAUACUUGAUGGUUUGUGGAGCCUCAAGAGCUUUUUCACCUUUAGAUCUGAAACACAAUCCCUCUUCACUAGCCAGGUUGCUUUCCCAGUCUUGGAGUAUUUGAAAAUUCAGAAAUUGCCUACCAUAAUAGAGAUAUGGGACAAGCAAUUACUCAUAGCUUCAGAAAAAGAAUCAAAGUCCUUCUGCCAAUUAAAAGAUAUGACAGUUUCUGAUUGUGAGAAAUUGGUGCAUGUGGUUCAGUUCAAUAUGCUCCCACAACUGCAAAAUCUGAACAUAUUCGGGGUAGAUAAUUGUCCAAAGGUGGAAUCGAUAGUCUCAGAGAAAGAAAAAGAAGAAGAAGAAGGAAUCGCCAAUAAUGAUAUUAUCGGGUUAUCUCAAUUAACGAAACUUACUCUUCGAAAUUUGAUAAGCCUUAAAAGUUUUUACAACUGGUCUACAAGAUUUGAAGCACAACCCUUGUUCAACUACCAGGUUUCUUUUCCAAGGUUGGAGACACUAAUUCUCAAUAAUUGUGUAAACUCAAGAGAGAUACAUCCUUGGAAUGUUCAGGCUAGCAAAAUAUGUUUAAAUUUCUUGGAUGUAGCGAAUCUGAACAAAUUAAUUGUGAGAAAUUGUAGUGAGGUGGCAGAGGUUUUUCAACUUGAGGGGCUAAAUGUUGGAGAAGGACAACAUGUUAGGCCAUUAAUUGAAGUAAAAAUGAUGGAAUUGGAUGGAUUACCUCAAUUGACAUGUUUGUGGAACAAGGAUCCCCAUGGAAUUCUGGGCCUUCAAAUCCUACAAUACCUAACAAUUAAGAAAUGUUCCCUCUUGAGAAAUCUAUUCACAUGUUCCACAGCCAUGGCUCUUCAACAACUUAAAGUACUUUAUUUGGAGUCUUGUCCGGUGAUGGAAGAAGUUAUUGCAGCAACAGAGGAUGGGCUCAAGGAAGUGAUUGAUGAUGUGAUUGAAUUCCCAAAGUUGGAGUGGCUAAUACUGAAAGAUCUACCAAACCUCAACAGUUUCUGUAAUGCGAAAUAUAAUUUUAAUUUGCCAUCAUUACAGAGUAGAGAAGCUGAGAUACUGAGAAAAGAACCUAAUUAUUUUGGGUCUAAGCCAGAUCCAGGUUCCAGUUAA
Messenger RNA from Camellia sinensis, 5795 nucleotides. The record is from RefSeq and is a predicted model, not a curated record. NCBI's taxonomy places the organism in Eukaryota, Viridiplantae, Streptophyta, Magnoliopsida, Ericales, Theaceae.